Amphibalanus amphitrite is the source of this 4992-nucleotide messenger RNA. Its product is annotated as adenylate cyclase type 5-like. The record is from RefSeq and is a predicted model, not a curated record. The transcript has 22 exons. Gene Ontology annotation, biological process: cAMP biosynthetic process; intracellular signal transduction; adenylate cyclase-activating G protein-coupled receptor signaling pathway. Bases 275 to 3694 code for a protein of 1139 amino acids. Gene Ontology annotation, molecular function: adenylate cyclase activity. Gene Ontology annotation, cellular component: plasma membrane. Lineage: Eukaryota; Metazoa; Arthropoda; Thecostraca; Balanomorpha; Balanidae.
UAGAAGCUUUAAAAAAAAAGGAACAUAUUACUGUUUUCCCAACUGAAGUGGGGUGGGCCUAAAAUAUUUGCUUUUCCCUUGCCUAACACAUCUCCCAUGUCAGAUUUUACAGCACACACUAAGUGUGAGCUGCUCUAUUGAUCGAUAUCAAAAGUAUCUGGAUUACUUAAUAUCUAGACAAGUGAUAAUCAAGAGUUUCACCUUGUGAUCCAUUAAAUUCCCGGGCCACUGGCGGACCGCGGAAGGCACCUCAGGAUGUAAGGGCAAACACAAAAUGGGUCAGCGCUCCUCGAAGGGCAGCGGCGUCGACCCAGCCUCGGGCGCCACCCCGGCCACCACCACUGGGGCGGCGGCGGGGGCGGGGGCGGCAGCAACAGCAGGCGCGGCGGAGCGCGGCGCCGCCGAGCCCGGCCGAAAGUCAAACUGGGAGGUAAUCGAGCACUACAGCAAGUCGGGUCUUCACAGCGGCUCAGUGCGCUCCCGGCCCGGCGAGGUGAGCCUGCUGCAGAGCACGCCGGCCCCGCCCGCCGUCUCCGCCCCCCGGCGCCGGCUCUGCGCGCCCUGUCUGCGCCUCUGCCGCUCGCAUCGGUUUGCGGACGUCCAGGUGGAGUCGCUCUACCAGCGUUACUUCCUACGCAUGAACCAGUCGUCGUUCUCGUCGCUGCUGGCCAUCCUGAUCUUGGUGCUGGUCUCACUCGGGCUGCUGGAGUACAUUCUGAGCGCAGAGCGCGGCGCGGCGCGUACUCUGGCGCCCGUGCUGGCCGCACUGCUGCUGCUGUAUGCGGGCCUGGCGCUGACACUCGCGCGCGCCCGCCAGCUGCGCACCCUACUCCUGCUGGUGUUCAGCUGCACGGUGGCCGUCUCAUUCGUGGCGCUGGUAGCCGCCGUGGUGCUGACAGCUCCCGCAGACUCGGCCACUGCCGGCGUGUGGCUCACGCUGUUCUGUGUCUACAUGGUGUACGCCCUGCUGCCGUUGAGGCUACGAGAGGCGCUCGUGGCCGGCCUGACGCUGUCGGCGCUUCACUUGGGACUGGCCGGCUACCUGGGCCGCAACCAGGCCAGCUUCGCGCAGCUGAUCGCCUGCAACAGCCUGCUGUUUCUGUGUGUGAACCUGGCCGGCAUCUUUACUCAUUAUCCGAGCGAGCUGGCCAAGCGGAAGGCCUUCCUGGAGACGCGCCAGUGUAUUGAGGCUCGAUUGGUGACACAGAGGGAGAAUCAACAGCAGGAGCGUCUUCUCUUGUCCGUGCUGCCUCGGCACGUUGCCAUGGAGAUGAAAUCCGAUAUCGCCGGGCAGCAGCGAGACACUAUGUUUCACAAAAUAUACAUCCAGCGCCACGACAACGUCAGUAUAAUAUUUGCCGACAUCUGCGGCUUCACGGCGCUGUCUGAUCAGUGCACAGCAGAGGAGUUGGUCAGACUUCUGAACGAACUGUUCGCCAGGUUCGACCGGCUGGCGGCUGAGCACAACUGUCUGAGGAUAAAGCUGCUCGGUGAUUGCUACUACUGUGUGUCCGGCCUGCCCGAGCCGCGUCCCGAUCACGCGCACUGCUGCGUGGAAAUGGGACUCGACAUGAUCGAAGCCAUUGCGCUCGUUCGUGAGGUGACGGGUGUGAAUGUGGAUAUGCGGGUCGGAAUCCACACGGGCCGCGUCCACUGCGGCGUCCUGGGACUCAGGAAGUGGCAGUUUGACGUCUGGUCCAACGACGUGACUCUGGCCAACUACAUGGAGUCCAGCGGCAUACCGGGACGAAUCCACAUUACCAAAGAGACGCUGGACUGUCUGAACGGGGCUUACAGCGUGGAGCCGGGCAACGGACGGCAGCGGGAUGCCUACCUGCGUCAGCACAGUGUCGAAACGUUCCUCAUCAUCGCCGACGAGGCCAACCGAUACCAAACGUCCAAAGAGAGGAAGUCGGGGGCAAACGGCACAGUGUCCAAGGAGCUUAGAACCAUGGGCUACGCCGCAGGUCACAUGCACCAAAACCGCCUUCUGCCGGGCUCGGAGAAAAAGACGACGGCUGAAGAAGUGGACGACUACCUGGCCAGAGCCAUAGACGCCCGCAGCAUCGACAGGCUGCGAAACCAGCACUGUCGGAGACUGCUGCUCACCUUCAACUCACCACACAUCGAGCAGAAGUAUUCGAUAAAACGCGACAAGCUUUUGCCCGUCUACUUUGUAAGCGCAUUUAUCAUCUUCGGAUUCAUCGUAGCUGUUCAACUCAUCGCCGUGCCACAGAAUUUCUUCACUCUCGCGUCAUUUUUCGUGGGCGGUUUUCUCAUCAUCAGCGCUGCCUACCUGGUCGUAGCAGAAAACUGGAAGUGCUGCCCGUCGCUGCUGCGCCGUCUCUCGGGCCAGCUGGUGAACCGGCGGGUGCUCACCCAGGGCCUGUCCGUGCUCGUCGUCUUCACCGUCUAUCUUUGUGCAAUACUGCCCGUGUGUGUCUUCGACUCAAGUUCAUUGAAGUUCUGUUCCAACGUAACCACCAAGUACAACCCCAUGCUCAACCUGUCGGCGGUGAUCGCGGACGACCUCGGUCGGACCAGUGACGCCACGGCACGGUCCAAUGACGUCAUAAGCUCUACCAGCCAAAGCGUCGUCCCGACCGACUGCCUGCCGGCAUCCAAGAUUUAUUUCCCCGAGUUCGUCACGUUCAGCGUCAUCCUGGCCAUGAUCUCGUGCGCAGUGUUCCAGCAGGUGACCUCGCUGCUGAAGAUGUGCACCCUGCUGGUGAUCUGCGCCUCCUACCUGGCCGUGGUGCUGCUGUACCGGCCGGCGCUGUACAGCGCUACACUGACCGGCUUGGGCGACGGUGACGCAGUGACAUCAGCCCGCUACGUCACCAUCAUCAUCAUGGGCACGUUUCUGUCGUCACUGGUGGUACACGGCCGGCAGACGGAGGCCACGUCGCGGCUCGACUUCCUCUGGAAACUGCAGGCCACCGAGGAAAAGGAAGAGAUGGAGCACCUGCAGGCCUACAACCGGAAACUGCUGGCCAACAUCCUACCGGUGCACGUGGCAGACUACUUCAUGUCCGGCGAAAAGGGAGACGAGCUAUACCACCAGCAGUGCGACUCGGUCUGCAUCAUGUUCGCCUCCAUCCCCAACUUCUCCGAGUUCUAUGUCGAGCUCGAGGGCAACAACGAGGGUGUCGAGUGUCUGCGCCUGCUGAACGAAAUAAUCGCCGACUUCGACGAACUGCUCGGAGAGGAGCGCUUCAGAUACGUGGAGAAAAUCAAAUCGACAGGAUCCACCUACAUGGCGGCGUCGGGUUUGACCGAGGCCACGUGCGACCUGAAGAACUUCCGUCACGUCACAGCCAUGGCCGACUACGCCCUGAGGUUACGGGAGCAACUCGCCUACGUCAACGAACAUUCCUUCAACAAUUUUAAAAUUCGCGUUGGUUUAAACAUCGGUCCCGUGGUGGCCGGUGUCAUCGGCAGCAGGAAACCCCAGUACGACAUCUGGGGGAACGCAGUCAACGUGGCCAGUCGGAUGGACUCGACUGGCGUGCUCGACAAAAUUCAGGUAACGGAAGAGGUGUAUCACAUCUUACACGAGCGGGACUACCCGCUCACCUGCCGCGGACCCGUCAAGGUCAAGGGCAAGGGUGAAAUGGUGACCUACUUCCUCAACGACCGGUCCACCGAGCUGCUAGAGGUGGUGGCCGAAAAUGUCACAGAGGACCUCUCGUGAUGACCCGACCGCCGCCGGUGGCCGGCGCUCGAACUGACCAGUGGACAGUCGAGGUGAUCGGGCUCGGAGGGUCACCUGCUGUAGGUGCCAGAUGGUACGGGUCAGACAGGGGCCUGUCGUACAGUGUCGACGGAGCUUGCCAUGGAACGGUAUUUGGACGCCGAAAGAAAAUAAAAAGGUGCCGUGAGCUGUGACUGACCGGACCUGUGGGGCUCUGAGGUCAACUGUGACCUGACCUGACCUGACCUGUGCAGCUCGAGUUCACCUGUGACUGACGUGUCCGCGGUAAGCUGUGCCCUGAUCUGUGCGGUUCAAGGUCACCUGUGACGCUCUCGAGGACUGUUGUCGCGGGUCGGCGAGUGUGCUGCCGUGGUCACUUCUUAUGGUCCCUUUAUGAGGACAUUUGAGAUGAACUAUGACACAAAUCCCUUCAGGGCGGGCAGAGCUGUGCCCUGCUUUUGUCUCCGCUCGGUCCCACGCGCGGUGCGGUUUCAUGAUUCCUCUCGCUGCUUACGUACGAAUGUAUUUAACAGAUGUUUGAAGAUUUGCUCGCUGAGCCGCUAUGGUAUUGGUCUGUUUAUGGGUUUCGCCCGGGCCCAACCGUCAGCUUUGAGUGAUGUUCAUGUGCUAUUCGUUUCGUCGUGUCCGUUGCCACUUGUCAGUAUUAUGAGAGUUCCGAGUUGACGGUGACGUUUUAGCUCAGAGAUCCGAGAGGUUAGGACGUCAAAUAAGCCAGGGCCAUCGGACCUGUCCUCGGCUAGUCCGGCUAGUUUUGUUAUGCUGAAUCUAUGAUGUCACGCCUAAUUUGGGGCAAAGUAGAAACGUUGAUUUAAAACACGUUAAAUACUGUUUUGACAUUAUGGAUUUAUUUUUAUGGCAGACAUUAUAUUUACCUGAAAAAUGUGUUCGAUAAUACUGUUCUGGUUUUGUGUAGCCUCGUCAACUCAGCCUGACGGCUGCAGCCGAAUAUAGACAAGUACGUGUGAUAUUGACGAGCCAAAGCAGUCUGGGCGGCGGGCCGACUAUUUUGCCACUGAGGCGCCGCGUUGAUUGCCGCUGUCCGGUUGGCGUCGGGUGGUCCUGUGCCGGGUAUGUGCGAACUGUGCUGAGUCCAUGUGUGCUACACUGUGUGAGCGUACUGUCCGGGAAGCGUGUGUGGAGUGUGUGAGUCCUGUGCGUGUGAUCUGUGCCGAGAGUGCACUGUGCUGGGUUCUGUGCUGGACGAGUAUUAUCUGAACUGGGAGGACUGAGUGAGAGACCACAACCCCGCCAAUAAACGCCCCCUGUGGCCCGUUACA